Loxodonta africana (African savanna elephant) is the source of this 2106-nucleotide messenger RNA. RefSeq names its product zinc ribbon domain containing 2 (gene ZNRD2). Lineage: Eukaryota; Metazoa; Chordata; Mammalia; Proboscidea; Elephantidae. The record is from RefSeq and is a predicted model, not a curated record. Bases 597 to 1292 code for a protein of 231 amino acids. The transcript is spliced from 3 exons.
AAGGCAGACUAGAACACCUAAGAGGAGGUGCCCUGAAAGAGGCCGAGAAGGACGGAAAGCGAAAACGAGCCCUGCCUCGCCGGGUUGAAAUAAGAAGCACUGAGGCUUGAGAGGCUCCACGCGCUCGGAAACCGCUGUGCGUUAUUACUAAGGUUGGUGGUGUUGUGAUUACGUCACUGUCCCGCCUGUUCCCGGCCGGCCUAUCCCGAAAGUGAAGCUCCUGGGGAGGCGGAGACCAGCAAGGUUUUCUCAAGCCAAUUCGGUAGGACCGUCAGUCCGCGGCGGGCAAGGAGGGCAACCCUGCAAGGCUACUUCCGGGUCCUGCAACUUGAGCGGAGUUGCCAUAGAGACGCCUCUUCUGGGGCCCAGCCAGUCGAAAGUCUCCGCCCACUGGGAUCCAGCUCUGGGGCGCUCCAACGGGCAGGAUCCAGCCUGCGGCCAGACACGCCCCACUCUGGGCAACUCGAGGCUUAAGGACCACCCGUAAACGUCAUUUCCGCCCUCAUCGGCAGCACUGCACGGAGGGGGCGGAGCCUCAGCGGAAGACGCUCUACUUGCGCGUCACUGCCGAUGAGCCGGGCGGAGGCAACGGCAACAUGGCCCUGAAUGGCGCUGGUGAGGACUUGGCCUGCGGGGGCCUGUGGCUGCGGGGUACGGGAAGCAGCUCGCUCCGGCAAGACCCCCCGGCCCCUUGUGCCUCUCUUCCACCAGAAGUUGUUGAUUUUUCCUGGGAGCCUCCGACUGAGGCGGAGACGAAGGUCCUGCAGGCGCGUCGAGAACGGCAGGAUCGCAUCUCCCGACUCAUGGGCGACUACCUGUUGCGCGGUUAUCGCAUGCUGGGGGAGACGUGCUCGGACUGCGGGACGAUCCUCCUCCAAGACAAACAGCGGAAAAUCUACUGCGUGGCUUGUCAGGAGCUCGACUCAGACGUGGAUAAAGAUAAUCCGGCUCUGAAUGCCCAGGCUGCCCUCUCCCAAGCUCGUGAGCACCAGCUGGCCUCUGCCUCGGAGUCCCCCUCGGGCUCUCGGCCUACCCCUCAGCCCUCAGUACCCCGUCUGGAGCACUGUGAGGGAGCUGCAGCAGGGCUCAAAGCAGCCCAGGGGCCGCCCCCUCCUGCAGUGCCACCAAAUGCAGAUGUCUUGGCCUGCACACAGACAGCCCUCCUGCAGAAGCUAACCUGGGCCUCAGCUGAGCUGAGCUCUAGCAGCUCCCUGGAGACUAGCAUUCAGCUGUGUAGCCUUAUCCGGGCUUGUGCUGAGGCUCUGCAAAGCGUGCGGCAGCUGCAGCACUAAGAAGCCCAUGAGGAAAACGCACUAGAAAAACAGCUGUUCAUCUGUGUGGUUUGUUCUUUCCUUGGUUCUGGGUGUGCAUGCUUGCCUCCACUUUCCUUUUUCCUAGUUGUGGCCUCAUACCCUUCUACUGUGCUUUCCUUGAUGCCCUGAGAGAUGGGUUGGCUUGUUUCUGCUCUGCUUCCCUAGUCAGAGGAUGAGGGGAGAGGGAGGGGGCUAUGUGAUAUCCUUUUAGGGGGCUGCAACCUAAGUGUCCUCAAAGGGCAAGAGGGGUGGAUCACCAACCUUGACUUUGGCAGCAGUCCUGUGCCUGUGGCUUCCUCAGCCAUCCAGUAUUCAUACCCCACACCUGAGCAAGAUUUUUGGCUCCAGCCCCUUUGGUGACUCCCCCUUUCCCCUGAGCAUCCUGAUUCCAUCAUUCUAGGCCACAUCUCGCCCAUCCCAAGUGCUCAGACACUGGAAGGAGGUUGUGGUGGCCCCAGCGUCAGAUUGCAUGUUAGGGGCUGAGUGUAGAUUUGCCCCAGUCUCCUGACUCCUAGAUCUAAUUGUGGGGAGGGAACGGUUUCUAUGCCAGGUCUCUGGUUUCCUUGGGAUAGUAAUUGGGCGGAAUAAUUGAAAACAGUGUGUGGGGAGGAGCAAGAAGAAUCAUAAGGAGCCAUGCCCUCUCCGUUUGACUUCUUUUCCCCCAUUUUCGGGCUCCGCUUCCUUCUGUCUGUGCCUCCGUAAUCCAGUCUCAGCUUUGAGCGAUGUGGUCCCAUAGUCAUUGCCCUUUUAAGAAGGGCCGCGCCCCUGCGGAGGGGGCGGGACAGGGCGGAGU